This is a messenger RNA of Schistosoma intercalatum, 3217 nucleotides long. The record is from the annotation of a GenBank genome assembly. NCBI's taxonomy places the organism in Eukaryota, Metazoa, Platyhelminthes, Trematoda, Strigeidida, Schistosomatidae.
AUGACAAAUGUUAGUGAUUGUAGGCUUUAUAUGAAGUAUUUCACCAUGAGGAAGCUUUUGCAGCUUUUCUCCUUCCAACGAAACCAAAUCUUUUAUAAGCAUGCAAACUAUUCGGUACGUGGACAAGAUUCAAAUUUUAUUCGGCUUCACGGUAUUGAUGUGGUCCGGGAUCCGAGAACAAAUCGAGGAACUGCAUUCACUCUUAAUGAGCGACAAUUACUCGGUAUACAUGGGCUACUCCCACCUUCUGUAUUAACUCUGGACCAACAGGUCUCAAAAAUGAUGGCCAAUCUAAAGAAUAUGAACGAUAAUUUGCAGCGCUACGUUUAUCUUACUUCAUUACAAGACCGAAACGAGGCUUUAUUUUAUAAGCUUGUUAUUGAGCAUGUGGAAUAUUGUAUGCCGUUGAUAUAUACACCAACUGUUGGUUUGGCUUGUCAACGCUAUGGUGUAGUAUUUCGACGACCUCGAGGUCUAUACAUAACAGUACACGAUCGACAUCAUAUACCCGCGAUUCUAAAUAACUGGCCUGAACCGAUCGUAAAGGCUAUCGUAUUUACUGAUGGUGAGCGUAUUCUUGGUUUGGGUGAUUUGGGAGCAUAUGGUAUGGGAAUACCCAUUGGAAAACUGUCGUUAUACACAGCACUGGCUGGUGUCCAUCCGAAGCAUUGUUUACCAAUCCUUUUAGAUGUCGGAACAGAUAAUCAAGAAUUACUGAAUGAUCCUGUAUAUACGGGCAUCAGACAUAAGCGUAUACGCGAUGAACGCUAUGAUGAGUUAAUCGAAAAUUUCAUGCAAGCUGUUACAGAACGCUACGGGAACCAUUGUUUAGUUCAAUUUGAAGAUUUUGGAAAUCAUAAUGCAUUUCGUUUACUUGAACGAUAUCAAGAUUCGUACUGCACUUUUAAUGAUGAUAUACAAGGUACGGCAGCUGUAGCGGUAGCCGGCUUACUGGCUGCCGGUCGUAUUACAAAGCGUAAGCUUACAGAUAAUAUAUAUCUUUUCGUCGGCGCUGGUGAAGCAGCAACCGGUAUUGCUCAGUUACUGGCAACAUCAUUACAACUAAACGGAUUGGAUGAGAAAGAGUCCCUGAGUAAAAUGUAUAUGUUCGAUAAAGACGGAUUAUUAACACAUUCACGCCAAGAAGGUUCACUGACAGAUCAUAAUAAAGUUUUUGCGCGUGACGACACAGAAAAUAUAUGUAAACUGGAAGAUGCAGUGAAAUUACUAAAGCCAACAGUUAUUAUUGACACCUGUUUGUGUAUGUCUGGGACUCAGUUGUUAUGAUUUUCGGUCUCUAGAUUGCUCCUACUCGGGACUCUGUUUCACCAACCUUCAAACUCAAUGUGUAGCCCGCUAUAUCACUUGCACAUUGUGAUAACCAAGUAAUUAUUGUUGACUUUAGUUUCAUCGUUAACUUUUCUUUGGAUUCGUCUAAUCGACAAAGUAAACAAACUGGUGGAAUGAUGAAACUUAACACGUGUUUUCUGAAUAUUCUCAGUCCUAAAUUCCUAACUGUAUAUAAAUCCACCACUUUAUGUGCUCUGUCCAUUAGACCAUUGUUUCAUUUGUUUAUUUUUGUAUUUGUAGUGUACUGUUUACAUUUAAAUUAAUAAACAUUACAUUAACCAUAUUAUAAGGUAAACUUUAUGAUGAAAUUAUAACAGUGAUAUAAAACCCAGCUAAACAUAGUUUUGUAUGCCAAGUUGUAUACUGUAUGCUUAACACUUUCUUAUGGGUAACAAACUGUUCAGAAUAUCGACACUACACUUGUAAAAUACUUACAUGGAACUGUCAACGUAAGCUAUUUAUACGUUAUCAUGAUAUAAAUGGGUCUCAAAAGUUUCUCGCCAUUGGCAUAUUUAUUUAACAAGGCAGGCUUGAUAGUCAUUAUUUAAUGGUUUCCAUAGCCUAAUGAAAAGUGUUAAGUAUGGAGGUUCAGGUGGUUGUCAUUUGUUUUCAUUUAGUAGAAUUAUUAUUGGGAAUUGUUUGCGUGUGUUAGUUUCUUUUAAUAAAUAUCUAAUUUACACACCCUCAUGUUAAUUAUAGUUUUGGAGGAAAUAUACAAUUCGGAUGGGUUUUGUGGAUAUUAUAGUAAUUUCAAUGGUUAAGAUCAUGAGUUAGUUGAAGCUAGACCACCAUGGAAAACCUGGAAUCACUGGACGGCCGUCUCGUCCUACUUUGGGACUCCUCAACAGUGCGCAUCCACGACCUCGCCCCCUGCGAUAAUCGAACCCCCGACCUACUCGUUUCGCGUGCGAGCACUUAACCACUAGACCACUGAUCCGGCAUCCAACGGUGUUAAUGUCUAACUUCAACUACAAUUGAUCAAUUAAAAUACUUUUUGUGACAUCAAAAGAAUCUAGAUAUCAUUAUCAAGGUUUGGGUUGAUAAUUUUAAAUAAAUAAAGCAUCAGGUAGAUUGUUAGUUGUGAAAAUAAUGGCAUUUCUAAUAUUUAAAUGAGUAUAAAAUAAAAUUCCUGAUUUUCCGUGACUCAGCGUAAGCCACUUUUCAGAGAAUAAAUUAAUUUAUUCAUUAACCUGAGUCUAAAUAAUACGAAGGAACAAAGCGGAAAUAUCUAGUACAACCAAUUAAAAACAGCGGACCAAGCUAUUGUCAUGUCACUCCGGUCAGGGUGAUUUCCGUGUGACAUGUUUGUGUAUUUGUGUAUGUUAAUGAAGAUCACUUACUAAGAUCUCGUUUCUUCGAUAUCUUGAUAAGGUAUUCUUCUUUUCAGUCUGUUGGUACUUGUUCUUCCUCUACAAUCCUCCUGAAGAGAAUGUGGAACAACUUUGCAGUUUUCUUGAUAUCUGACUUCAGUGCUUCAGCUGAUAUGUUUUCUGGUCCAGCUGCUUUCUCACUCUUGAUUUGUCUAGUGAAUAUCCUGAUUUCUUCGAUUGCUGGUGGUGUAAUAUCUAUAAGGAGGUCUGUGUGUAUUGCUUCGAUGUUUUGUGAGUUCAGUGGAACUGACCUAUUGGAGGGCUUUUCAAAGUGUUCUACCCACUUGCUCCCCUGAUUUUGAACCACAGCUAUUGGUUUUCCUUCUCUGUUCCUGACUAGUUGCUAUGUUCCACCAUAUUACCCUACAAGCUUCUUGUUUGUAUUAUACAAUUCUUUUAUACAUCCACCUCUCAAAUUUCUCUGCCGUAGUCACCAGGUUUUCGACACAUUUCCGCUUGUUUGCUUCUGUACAUUCAGUUUGUAGCUUGAUUUCCCC